UGAGAAGCAGUGAGUGACUGGAAGCUUCGUAAAGCAAAUGAGAACUAUAUAAUGGUGAAGCAGGUGUGCGACAUACUCCAAAGAAACAUUUCCUAGGGAAAAGAGAAAAAAAACAAUGAAGAACCUUCAAUUUCUCCUGCUAUUAUACGCAGCACUUUCUCAUGCUUUUCCUGCACACACAAGGCAAAAGAAAGAAGAAAGCAUGCAGCUUAUCCAGAAGUACUUGGAAAAUUACUACGGCUUUGAGAAAGAUGGAGAAUCUUUAAUUUGGAAAAGUAACAGUGCUAUGGCCAAAAAAAUAAAAGAAAUGCAGGAAUUCUUUGGGAUGGAGGUGACAGGAAGACCAGAUUCCAGCAUUUUGGACCUAGUGCAGAAACAUCGCUGUGGAUUCCCUGAUGUAGCUGGGUUCUCCACCUUUGCAGGAGAGCCAAAAUGGGCAAAACAAGUUCUGACAUACAGGAUAUUAAACUACACACCAGACUUACGCCCAGCAGAUGUCAAUGCAGCCAUCAAGAAAGCAUUCAGCAUUUGGAGCCGUGUGACCCCACUGAAAUUCGUCAAGAAGGACAGAGGCGAUGCAGACAUAAUGAUCUCCUUUGCAACCAGAGGUCACAACGAUUUCAUCCCUUUUGAUGGACCAGGAGGGUCUGUUGCUCAUGCCUAUGCACCUGGUAAGGACUUUGGUGGAGAUGCACACUUUGAUGAGGAUGAAACCUGGACCAAAAGCACAGAAGGUGCAAACUUGUUCUAUGUGGCUGCCCAUGAGUUUGGACAUUCACUUGGACUUUUCCAUUCCAAAGACCCCAAUGCUCUAAUGUACCCAAUUUAUAGGAAAUUUGACCCUUCAGUCUUCCCUCUUCAUCAAGAUGAUAUUAAUGGCAUUCAGUCCCUCUAUGGACCUUCUAACACCUCGAAUUACCAAAGAGAUUCUGCUGAGAUAAAAGACCAAACUGAGUCAAAAGAACCUGUUCUGCCAAACUCCUGUGGCCCUGAUGUGACUUUUGAUGCUGUCACCACUUUCCGUGGGGAGAUAAUAUUCUUUAAAGACAAGCAUUUUUGGCGCAAGCAUCCUGCAGUCAGAGAAGUUGAUUUUGAUUUGGUAUCUUUACUCUGGCCACGGCUGCCAUCUGGUGUUGACGCUGCAUAUGAGAUUCCUGAGGAAGACAAAAUUCUCCUCUUUAAAGGGAAUGAAUUCUGGGUUGUGAGAGGAGAAACCGUAUCACCAGGAUACCCACAAAAACUCCAAAUCCUUGGAUUUUCAAAGGAUGUUGUCAAAAUUGAUGCUGCUUUUUAUGACAGAAAUAAGGGGAAAGCAUAUUACUUCACAGAGAACAAAUUUUGGAGCUAUGAUAAAAGAAAUCAGUCCAUGGACAGGAAGCCAAGACUGAUAAAAGAUGCGUUUCCAGGAAUUAAUGCGAAAGUUGAUGCUGUUUUUCAACAUGAAAAAUGCCUUUAUUUCUUUCAAGGAAGAAAGCAAUUUGAGUUUGACCCCCAUAAGAAGAGAGUAACACGCCUGCUAACGACAGACUUCUGGUUUCCUUGUUAAGAAAAGGAAAUCUACACUGGUGUAGGAAAGAAUGCGGUGUUUUUGCACUGUAAACACUAUUUCUUUUAUAAUUAUAUGGAACAUAUAAGUGCUUCAGACUCAGACAUCAUACGUCAUGCCCUGCAUAUUCAUUCUGUGCUUCUGUAAAUAACUGAAGAACAAUGUUUAGCAUACUGAUAUGUAUAUAUGUGUACAUAAUUAACAUCAGAAUGGCUCACGUAUUUUUAAAGCCCCUAGUAGCAGGGCCACUGUUCAAAUGGAACGCUCCAGAGGGAAUUUAGACUAUAAGCCUUUAGUCUGCAUUUCAUCAAAGUCCGAAACACAGUAAGACACACUCAGUCUUGCAGGAGAAAAGAACUGCUAUUUUUUCCUGAAGCAAACAGUGCAAAUGAUGCUGCCAUACCUGCAUUUGAGUUGUAUCACCUCCAAAAAUAAGAAAUGAAUAGGUCUAAUUGGUGUCUGACAUUGACAAAGUCAGAGAAAUAGGUUCAAAACUUCUAACUUUAAUGUUAGUUGGAAUUGAAUAAGAAAUCUUUCAGUGAUGACAGCUUGUUCCUUGUUAUUUGACUCAUGCUGUUCUUAAUUCUGUUUUUUCUUCAUGUUUCUGGUGCAGUUUUCUGAGCGGUCCUGUAACCACAAGAUAUUUUAAUGUCUUAAUCAGUUCAUCAGCUACAAUAGGAAAAGCCAAAAAUAUGCAUGGAUGGUUUGGCUCAUAUUUUAUAUGUUUUUAUUUUCUCGAUGAAUUCUCUGCCUCUGGAUUUCAGUGAUUUCCUUCAGCUCUCCCUACCACUCUCUUCCUAGCUGUGCACUCCAUACCACUGCCACUGGGGCUAACUUCACUAGGUCAUGUUACUUUAACUGUGAUAAUGGCUUCUGGCUCUGAUUUUUUAGAUGUUUUUGAAAUAUUCUCUUUCAUGUGAGAUUGUAAUUCUUAAAGCAAUGCAGGCCUGUCAUAGAACUGUCAUGAUUGUUCUGACUCCUAAAUAUUUCCUGUUUCUUUUUUUUUGAUGAUUUAUGGGGCUUCCUUUUUACCUAUUACAUGCACAGAGGAUCAUGCAAAUUACUGCUUAGGAAAUUGAUACAUGGCAGAAGUAGAGUUUCACUGACUCCACUAUUAUCUGUCUUUAAAUAAUUUCAGUGUUUGGUGUUUGUUUGUUUAUUAGUUUAACUGUAGUAUGUUGGUGUCUUAUUUUUCUUCCCAAUCCUUAGUUUGAAAAUCUCAAGCACUACUGGCAAGUCAGCCUCAUUAUUUUUGUGAAAACAGAAUUUUUCACCAAAGAUUAUUGACCUGUGUUUCAGAUGUUGUACUCUCUGAGGUAUACUUUGAGACCCAGACUCCUAGCUGAUACAUUCAUUGUUUGUGGCACACUUGGACCAAGGGUUUCAGUAAAUCCUUACCUCAGUUUCUUGUGUAUUUCUAUGUAUGCCAGAUUUCCAGCCUGUUUGCAUCAAGAUUGGCCAAAGAUGAAAUUCUCUUCCCAAGGAACAAAACUAUCAACUGAUUCUUUCUCCUACUGAAUUCAUUUUCUUUAAUAGUGUAUUUUUCUCCAAACAUUUCAUUUGUUUUUGUUGUCGCUGUCUUGUUCUGGAAGAUAUUUUUUUCUAUA
Messenger RNA from Coturnix japonica (Japanese quail), 3153 nucleotides. Its product is annotated as stromelysin-1-like. Lineage: Eukaryota; Metazoa; Chordata; Aves; Galliformes; Phasianidae. Gene Ontology annotation, cellular component: extracellular matrix. Gene Ontology annotation, biological process: collagen catabolic process; proteolysis; extracellular matrix organization. Gene Ontology annotation, molecular function: zinc ion binding; metalloendopeptidase activity. The record is from RefSeq and is a predicted model, not a curated record.